This is a messenger RNA of Verruconis gallopava, 2243 nucleotides long. Its product is annotated as calcium/calmodulin-dependent protein kinase. Bases 605 to 1840 code for a protein of 411 amino acids. Gene Ontology annotation, biological process: protein phosphorylation; cellular response to oxidative stress. The record is from RefSeq and is a predicted model, not a curated record. NCBI's taxonomy places the organism in Eukaryota, Fungi, Ascomycota, Dothideomycetes, Venturiales, Sympoventuriaceae. Gene Ontology annotation, molecular function: ATP binding; calcium/calmodulin-dependent protein kinase activity. The transcript has 6 exons.
CGGAAAACGAGUCGACGAACGGCGGAGAUGCUCCAUCAUCUUUGGCGAUCCAGCGCCUGAGAUCCGAGCUUCCUCUCUCACCAGCCCUCCUUGACUUUGAUUGAUCCAGUUGGACUGCAAACAAAGGACGUGCCUUCGCGGCAAGCGUUGAAUCAUCUGCGUCCACUUGGCCUUUGGUCUGGCGGGGCGCAGCACGUAUCCCUCGUCCAGCCGCAACGAAGUUAAGGCUGACCGAAGCCCACCCUGGGUCAAGCUGGAGAAGCACUUCGCGAGAAGAUACAGCGCCUCUGGACUUUCUGCAGUAUAUCUCUCCUGAUCCCAAGCCACCUGUGCAAACGGCCAUCGCGCCUUCUGCUCUUGCUGCUGCGAUUGCAUCAAUCUCUCUGCGCCCUCGUCGAGACCGGGCGAGACUGCAAACAGCUAAUUGAGUGUCACCACACUUCACGCUAUCAAUUUCUUCCACGCCGCUCUAGUUUCCUUGCGGUGACGGGCGACACGGUAUUGCUUUUGCUGCGCAUAGCUGCGACAAUAACACCGUCCUUCGAGCCUUUGAAACCCCACAUAAGACUCCAUAGCCGGCUGCCUCUCGCACGUUUCUCACAACAUGAGCUUGACGAACAUGAUAAACAGGCUGCACGGCCAGCCGGAGAGCUACGAAAAGAAGGCGAAGUACACAUUCGGCAGGACGCUAGGUGCAGGCACAUAUGGCAUUGUUCGAGAGGCAGAUGGUCCCAACGGCAAAUGUGCGGUCAAGAUUAUCCUCAAGAAGAACGUGAGGGGCAAUGAACAGAUGGUCUACGAUGAAAUGGAGAUGUUGCAGAAAAUGAAACACAAACACAUUGUCAGAUUUGAGGAGUGGUUCGAGUCGAAAGACAAGUGGUACAUCGUCACCGAGCUAGCUACGGGUGGCGAGUUGUUUGACCGCAUUUGCGAGAAGGGCAAAUUUACGGAGAAGGACGCUGCAGAGACGAUUCGGCAGGUGCUCGAUGCAGUAGACUACUUGCAUAAAAACAACGUCGUACACAGAGAUCUGAAGCCUGAAAAUCUGCUGUACCUCACUCGAGAACCAGAUUCGGACCUGGUUCUCGCUGAUUUUGGCAUCGCGAAGAUGCUCAAUGACAAGGACGUCUUGACUAGCAUGGCAGGGUCCUUUGGAUACGCCGCCCCAGAAGUCAUGGAGAAGAAAGGUCACGGCAAGCCAGUUGACCUGUGGUCGCUUGGUGUUAUCACGUACACGCUUCUGUGUGGCUACUCGCCUUUUAGAAGUGAGACUAUGAACGACCUCAUCGAGGAGUGCCGAAAUGAGAAGGUCGUUUUCCAUCCUCGGUACUGGAACGGCGUUAGCGAAGAUGCGAAGAAUUUCAUCCGCUCAUUGCUGAAGGCUGAUCCUAAGGAGCGGCUUACAAGCGAGGAAGCGCUCAAACACGUAUGGCUCACGGGCAAGACUGCUUCCGACCACGAUUUGCUCCCAGAAAUCAGAUCUUACGUCAGCAAAGCUCGUCUCAGGCGCGGCAUCGAGAUGAUCAAGCUCGCCAACCGCAUAGAAGCUCUGAAGCGGCAAGAAGACGAGGGCGAAAAUGGACCCGGCGAUGCAGACGUCCCAGCCAGCGCGCUCGAAGCCACAGGUGAGGCGCUCGCGGCGAAAAACUUCUCCGGAACAGUACCCUCGACCGAGCAAAAGACUGGUGCUCACACGACUCCGAGGCUGAGCCGUCUCGCGCGAGGUGCAAUCUUCCGUGAAGUCGUGCUCGCUAAGGUUAGGGAGGAAAAGGAAGCCGCGAAGCAGCGCGCUAUGGAAGCCGACCCAGCAUACGCCAAGGAAAUGCUUGGGAAAAAGUAGAAAUGUGGACCAAUACGCCCAUUCUUUCCUUUCCGAAUAGGCUGACAUGUUUCUACAGACAUUGAGCAUGUCUGGCGAGACGUUCUCGCGGCUAUUGAAGGGCUUUUGCAUGGAUUCAGUGGGCAUCGUAAGGCUAACCGCGAGCGAACUUUCGUGCGUAGCGAAAUAUAUAUCCUUCUCGUUGAUUCCUCCAAGCAAAGGUAGUUUUGGACCCUGUAGAGCUUAUCGGUAACAAAUUCUCGACCUGAUGACUCUUUCAAUUUUUAUCGUGCACACGUAUGCGUUUUGGAGAGUUGAGCCUGGGGAAGCCACAUCGGGAAUGUAAAGCAUGCAGUGAUUUGGCACUGAGGCAUGGUUACCUUACCCAGCCUUACCCAAAACCCGCAGCAAAACAGACACAUGA